CUCUGGUGAUAUAUAUAUAUGAGUUGGUUGUUUCGGAAACGGAGACUCUGACUGGAGGCUUGGGAACAGUUUAUGGCAGCCGCCGUGGGCCAAAAUACCCGCGGUGGCGAAUGGGAAAUCCUGAAGUGGAGUGUAAGGAGCCUGUUCAGUGGCCUCGGCGCCCUCGUAGCAGAAAUUAGCAUCUUUUGGGACAGUGAUGGCUUUUCCUCUCGAAUUUGAAUAUGGAGGCCACAGGGACAGAUGAAGUAGAAAAAAUAAAAUCAAAGUUUAUGUCAGCAUGGCACAAUGUGAAAUACAGCUGGGUAUUAAAAACAAAAACGUACUUUAGCAGAAACUCCCCUGUUUUUUUGCUUGGAAAAUGCUAUCAUUUUAAGACUGAUGAGCCAACAGACCUGUCACCAAAUGGAUCAAACUAUGAUGUAACAGAGGAAGGGGUUUCAAGAAAUGUUGAAGAGUUCCGUAAAGACUUUAUUUCUAGAAUAUGGCUGACAUACAGAGAAGAAUUUCCGCAAAUCAAGGGCUCAGUAUUAACAACAGAUUGUGGCUGGGGAUGCACCCUAAGGACUGGCCAGAUGCUUCUAGCACAAGGGCUUAUUCUUCACUUUCUUGGCAGAGAUUGGACCUGGCCAGAUGCAUUAGUCAAUGAAAACCCGGAAUCUGAAUCAUGGACGAGUCACACAGUAAAAAAGCUUACAGCAUCAGUUGAAGCAUCCCUUAUAGGAGAGAAGGAAUUUAAGAACCAAUCAAACCCUCCUAGGCAAAUUCCCAAAGGAGACUGGGGGAAAAGAGGAAGCAGAGAUGAACACUACCAUCGAAAAAUAGUUUCGUGGUUUGGCGAUUCUCCACUUGCAAAUUUUGGCUUGCAUCGACUUAUAGAAUAUGGAAACCAGUCUGGAAAAAUGGCUGGAGAUUGGUAUGGCCCAGCUAUUGUAGCACAUCUUUUGAGAAAAGCUGUUGAAGAGGCAGGAGACCCUGAGCUGCAAGGAAUAACUGUCUAUGUAGCUCAGGAUUGUACAGUUUACAAGUCAGAUGUUGUUGAAAUGCAGUGUUCUCUCAAGGAUUCAGAAAAAGCAGGUGCCAAAUCUGUGAUUAUAUUAAUUCCCGUGAGGCUUGGUGGUGAAAGAACCAACGUGGAAUACCUAGAGUUUGUGAAGGGAAUUUUGAGUCUUGAAUACUGUAUUGGCAUUAUUGGUGGCAGACCAAAGCAGUCCUACUACUUUGCUGGAUUUCAAGAUGACAGCUUGAUUUACAUGGAUCCUCAUUACUGCCAGUCCUUUGUAGAUGUCAGCGUAAAGAAUUUCCCCCUUGAGUCAUUCCACUGCCCUUCUCCGAAGAAAAUGUCUUUUAAAAAAAUGGAUCCUAGUUGCACAAUAGGCUUAUAUUGUCCAAAUGUGCAAGGCUUUGAAAGAGCUUCUGAAGAAAUAACUAAGAUUCUGAAAGCUUCAUCUAAGGAGAAAUACCCCUUAUUUACUUUUGUAAAUGGACAUUCUAAAGACUAUGACUUUAAGAUGAGCCCGGUCCAGGAAGAGAAAGCCCUGUUCUCUGAGGGUGAAAACAAAAAGUUGAAACGUUUUAGUACUGAGGACUUUGUUUUGUUGUGAAGACUUUUUUAUUUAUUCCUUUAAUAUGUUUUAUGCCCCUACUUUCUACCUUUUGGGAUUUUUAACAUAGUUUAACAACAAGAUUAAAGUUAAUAGAAAAAAACACGAACAAAAAUAGAACAAGAACAAAAAACCAGAAAUCUAUAGAACUGGUAGCAGCCAAGCAACAGAAUAACCACAAUUUGUCUUGUUUUCUCAACUAUAUUUUUAUAGCAUGAGGAGCAAAUAAUCCCACUCUUUGGGAUAUAGUUCCAUAAUGCAGGUGCUACUACCCAGAACACUUUGCUUUGCAUAAGCACUCCAAAUACUUCGAAGGUCAAAUCUUCCAAAGUGAUGUCCACCAUAACAUCUAUCAGUAGGUAGCAUAAAAUCUGAGAUUUGCCAGCCUGGACUUCCCUAGUGGAAAGGAACAAAGAUUGAGUGGUCAAAAAGAAAUUCACCUUCUACCCUAUUCCAACAUAUGUAUCAAGCGGCACAAUAUAUAACAUCAAUGUUUAUAGAUUCACUUAUUCAGCCAAGAGGUUUCUGAAACAGUUAAUAGUGUAGAUUAGAAGCAUCAUAAUAGGAAUUAAAACAAAGUUUACGUUAAAAAACUAAGUGAUAUAAUUAUUAAAAGUAGAAUUACAGUCAGCAAGGCUUGAGAAGACCAAGUUUUUCACCUGGUGCUGAAAAAAAAUCUGUAGCAAACAGUCCCAAAGAUGGACUACACAGUAAGUAGUAGAGAACUUUUAGAAGAUUUGAUAAGAUAAUCAAGUCCAGUGAAUGCUCUUGCAGAUCUUCACUAGAUUGACGAUGGAGACCAAUUGAUGAUGGUGAUUAGGUUUACCUUUGCAUAUUCACUUUCUGAAAGGGUCUGAGAGAUCCAACAGCAACUUCAUCUGCUUCAGCAGUGAUAUUGACAGAAACCUAAGAGAACAAAAAUAUAUGGGCAAGUGGCAUGUGUUCUUACAUUUUUAAUUUUUGCAGUAAAAGUUUUAUUUUAAAAACAAUCUUUUGUAAAUGUCUAAAUUAUUUUUAACUGUAGAUUUACAUAAUAAAAUGUUGUCUUUGUGAAAUAAGAGAUCACCAUCCAGGAAUGGAAGAAGGUUGUUGUGCCAGGCUUGAUCUCUCAGGUGUUUUAUGUAAUAUUCUGCAGUCGCUAACCAUUCUGUAUUCAGAUCGAUUCCUGACAAUGGACUGAUUCAUUUAUCUGUUAAUUAACUUUUUGUUUAGGUCCAGUUUUUCUUGCAUAAUGUUGGUGAUACUACAUUCAGAGUAAUUGUAGCACCACUCUUCUUUGUACACUGUAAUAUAAAAACAACCAGCCUUUGGCUGGUUGUUUUUCAGCCCACUUAAGGGAACUAGCCUAUGUGGUGAAUUUGCAAUUUGGAUUAAAUCAUUUUAAGAACAAGUAUUUAGGAUGCCACUUUAUUUUUAAGCUAAACUUAAUGUGGAUCAAGAGCCAGACAAUAAAAAUAUUAGUGUUACUCUACCUGAACCCCAAUAAUGUUUGAUAAUAUGGUUAUGAAGUGCCAUUCUUGCAGCACGUCUUGCUUGGAUGUAUCUCAGCUUUUUAAUGGUAAUACUGAUGCAAUUAUGUAAGCAGAGCAGUGAGUUAAGGUGCUGCUUAGUAAUAUGAUCUUAUAAUGACUACUCAUUAAGAUUGUAGUUCAACUUUAAUAGGAAGAGGUAAUACAGUAUUGGUUUUCCAUGCUGAUUUAAAGGAUAUGUUACUAAUAUUAGAUCACAACCAAUCAUAGGAGAAGAAAAAACAAUUAUUAGGUGGGAGCUGUGUUUUGUUUCCUUUCUGCAAAUAUAAUUUCAGUGCCUAUAAUAUUAACACUCUGGCAUUUCAAUCAAAGCCUAUAACUGAAAUAAGGAGACCGCAGCAACUAAGCAUAGGAAUGAUCUGGUGUUGUGGUAUUUCUACCUACUGUGCAUGUAGAGAUGCAAAUUUCUUAACAUACUGAUGUCAACAUCAGGCAUAAUUUUAGUUUAGCAUAUUGUCAAAUGUCCAUUGAUAGUGAGUCCCCACUUUUUUACGUUUUUGAAGUCUAUUUUUUGUAACAGGGAAUGUUUCAUUGUAUUACACAGAAGACAAGAUAUGUAAAUAAUCUGGUUGUUGUGUUGAUUCAGCCGUAACAUUCUAUUGCAGUUAUGUAACUGAAUAAAUAACUACCCUCUAAAAUGAAUAGAAA
This is a messenger RNA of Anolis sagrei ordinatus, 3778 nucleotides long. It is a transcript of the gene ATG4C, whose product is annotated as autophagy related 4C cysteine peptidase. Gene Ontology annotation, molecular function: protein-phosphatidylethanolamide deconjugating activity. The record is from RefSeq and is a predicted model, not a curated record. NCBI's taxonomy places the organism in Eukaryota, Metazoa, Chordata, Lepidosauria, Squamata, Anolidae.